Messenger RNA from Cannabis sativa, 2229 nucleotides. Its product is annotated as zinc finger CCCH domain-containing protein 32. The record is from RefSeq and is a predicted model, not a curated record. Bases 479 to 1825 code for a protein of 448 amino acids. Lineage: Eukaryota; Viridiplantae; Streptophyta; Magnoliopsida; Rosales; Cannabaceae. The transcript is spliced from 7 exons. Gene Ontology annotation, molecular function: mRNA binding; metal ion binding.
AAAAUAAAUAAAAAAAAAGAAAAGAGUGUGAGUGAGCGAGUGAGCAAGCCAAAAAGCCCAAUACCAGACCGUACGGUCUUGGUGAGUGAGGGAGAGAGAGAGAGAGAGAGCUUAAGCUCCAUUACUACUGUAAGAUUAUUAUCUCUUCUGUCUCUCUAGUUCGCUUAGCUGAAAAUCUCACUCGAUCGAGCUCUUUAAUCCUUUUUCGAAGACUCCACAACAUAUUAGAGUACUGUAGGAAGUUCCUUCUUUGUUUUCUGUUCGUACAGUUUCGUUUAGUGUACAGAGAAGAAAAAGAAAAAGAAAAACCCAAAAAAUAAAGCUCAUUUCCAUGGAGUUGUACGGCCGGAGCCCCGCGAGGAAUGGGUCGAAUCCCGGACAUCAGCCGGAGUGGACUCCGGAUGGCGGCGAAACUGGGCUGGAAGGGUUUUUGAUGUGACUUGGGUUUCGUUGUUUGGGGACGAAAUUUGUAGAAUCGAUGUGGCAAUUGGGGCUGACUGGCGCCGGCGAUGGUGGCGGCGAAUCUUACCCGGAGCGUCCCGGCGUGCCGAACUGUGUGUAUUAUAUGCGAACUGGUUAUUGUGGAUAUGGUAACCGGUGUCGCUACAACCAUCCCCGUGAUCGUGCUGCGGUGGCAGCAGCUGUGAGAGCUACUGGGGAGUACCCAGAGCGAGUGGGAGAACCUAUAUGUCAGUAUUACUUAAAAACUGGGACCUGUAAAUUUGGUGCGUCCUGCAAGUUCCACCAUCCAAAACAUGGAGGUGGAUCUUUGAGCCAAGCUCCACUAAAUGUUUAUGGAUACCCAUUACGACCGGGUGAGGCAGAGUGCUCCUACUAUUUGAAAACGGGGCAGUGCAAAUUUGGGUUAACUUGUAAAUUCCAUCAUCCUCAACCUGCCGGCACCUCAGUGACGGCUUCUGCACCUCAAUUUUAUCCACCGGUGCAAUCUCCUUCAGUUCCCAUGCCUGAUCAAUUUGGGGGGCCGUCCACCAGCUUGAGGGUGGCUAGGCCUCCGUUAGUACCUGGUUCAUAUGUUCAAGGGACUUAUGGUCCUGUUUUAUUUCCUCAUGGAGUUGUUCCUUUACCUGGGUGGAAUCCUUACUCGGCACCUGUAAGCCCAGUGCUAUCUCCUGGUGCUCAGCCUACUGUAGGAGGAGCUUCUGUGUAUGGAGUAACACAUUUACCUUCUUCUACAGCUUCUGUUGCAAGACCUUACUCCUCUUUACCUUCUUCUAUUGGCGCCUCAAGCAGUAGUCCAAAGGAACAAGCAUUUCCAGAGAGGCCUGGAGAACCCGAGUGCCAAUAUUAUUUAAAAACAGGGGACUGCAAAUUUGGAUCAUCAUGCCGUUACCAUCAUCCACGUGAUCGAGCAGUGCCAAGGACAAAUUGUCUCCUCAGUCCAGUCGGCCUCCCCUUGCGUCCGGGUAUGCAACCUUGCACUUUCUAUUUGCAAAAUGGGCAUUGCAAAUUCGGUGCCACUUGUAAAUUUGAUCAUCCAUUGGGUACUAUGAGAUAUAGUCCAUCAGCUUCAUCUUUAAUUGAUAUGCCAGUUACUCCAUAUCCAGUUGGGUCAUUGCUAGCUACUCUGGCUCCCUCAUCCACAUCAUCAGAGCUUCGACCUGAACUAAUAUCAGGAUCCAAGAUGGAAUCUUUUUCAGCUAGAAUGCCUUCUUCUGGGAACACCUCAACUAGUUCAGUUGGUUUAAUAUUCUCACAGACUGGGCCUGUUUCACUUUCUGAUGUGCAACUUUCAAGUCAGAGUUCCGUCGCUUUAAGCAGUAGCAGAAGCACUAGACAAGGCGGUGAGGUUCGUCGUUCAAGCUAAUUAAACACAAGCCAUUCUCCAUUAUGCUGUAGGUGGGGGGAUUUCACCUGCCUCGUAUUAUGUAUGCUGUUUAUAUAUGUCGGUAAAUGUGUAGUGGUCAACUGUGCAAAGGUUUUUACAUCUCACAUUCAAGGUCAAGGUCUUAUUAUUAUUAUUAUUAUUAUUAUUAUCUCUAUCAAGCUACUCUGUUGUUUAGUCUAUAUAAUAGGAUGAUGUGGAUUAUUUAUGCUCAUUUCAUCUAUAUGCAGCCACCAAUGCUAUCCCAAAUAAGCUGCAAAGGCAGAUCUCUAAUGUACUGCUUCUCACUUCCAAGUAUUUAUGAUAGGAUUCAUUUAUAUCAGGUAAUGCAAUGUCUUAUAUAGAACUCAUUGUGUAAUCCAAAGAAUCUCUAGUUAGUUUGUUCA